Molecule: messenger RNA, 1659 nt
Organism: Aureobasidium musti
Lineage: Eukaryota; Fungi; Ascomycota; Dothideomycetes; Dothideales; Saccotheciaceae
Source: the annotation of a GenBank genome assembly
GUCGGCGAGUAUGUCUUGUCUGAACCUAUUGCCAGAUCAGACAGUCAUGAAGAAGGCGAGAUCAUUGAGAACACUGACCACCUCCACCGCCGUCUUGGAAACCGCCAAAUCCAGCUCAUGGCCAUUGGCGGCACCAUUGGAACUGCUCUCUUCGUCAGUAUCGGUGGUGGUCUCUACAAGGGCGGCCCAGCCAGCUUGUUCUUGGCCUACACCGUGUAUGCUUGUGCGUUGGGUUUCGUGAAUAAUUGCAUCGCCGAGAUGACGACCGCAUACCCCGUCUCUGGUGGUUUCAUCCGCCUUGCUGGACACUUUGUCGACGACGCUUUCGGAUUCAUGGCAGGCUACAACUUCUUUUUAUACGAGGCACUUCUGAUUCCUUUCGAAAUCACUGCUCUGUCUACUGUGCUUGACUUCUGGAGUGAUGAUAUCCCGCCGUGGGCUAUUCCUUUGGCUUGUAUCAUUCUUUACGGUAUCCUCAACGCUCUUGCCAUCAAGGUCUUCGGUGAAGCCGAAUUCUGGCUGUCUGGCGGCAAAGUCCUCUUGAUCUUCAUCGUCUUCUCCUUCACCUUCAUCACCAUGGUCGGCGGCAACCCCAAGCACGAUGCAUAUGGAUUCCGUAAUUGGGAACACCAUGCUUUCAAGGAGUACAGAAGCACAGGAUCACUCGGCAAAUUCGAGGGUUUCCUUGCCGCUCUCUGGUCUGCAUCCUUCUGCGUUACUGGUCCCGAAUACUUGUCCAUGGUCGCCGCUGAGGCCAAGCGUCCUCGUAUCUACAUCAAGAACGCUUUCAAGACUGUUUACUGGCGAUUCGGUCUCUUCUUCAUGGGUGGCGCAUUGGCUGUUGGUAUCGUUCUGAGCUCCACCGACCCCACUCUGAAGGCUAUCAUUAGUGGCAAGCAAAGCGGUUCCGGAACUGCCGCUGCUUCCCCCUACGUUAUCGCCAUGGCUAAUAUGGGCAUUACCGGCCUCCCCACCUCCGCCCUCCUGGUGACCUCGAUCUUCAGCGCCGGCAACACCUAUACGUUCUGCGCAACGCGUAGUUUGUACGGUCUUGCUAUCGAAGGCAGAGCACCCAAGGCUCUACGCUACUGCACCAAGAGUGGUAUCCCCAUUGUUUGCUUCGGUAUUGUCAUGGUAUUCCCUUGCCUUGCUUUCUUGCAGGUCAGUAACGGUUCGAAUGUCGUUCUGGGCUGGCUCAUCAACCUUGUCACUGCCGGAGGUGUCAUCAACUACUGGGUCAUGUCCGUCACUUACAUCUUCUUCUACCGUGCUUGCAAGGCACAAAACCUGGACAGAAACACUCUGCCCUACAAGGGUUGGUUCCAACCGUACUCUGCAUACAUCGGUGCCGCAUGGAUGACCAUGAUCGUCUUCUGCUACGGAUACACAUCUUUUGCUCCCUUUUCUGUCAGCGACUUCUUUAUCUAUUAUACGUUAUUGCUGGUCGCGCCAAUCACUUUCUUCGGCUGGAAACUCAUCAAGCGCACUCGCAUCCUUAGGCCUCUCGAGGUUGACCUUGUCUGGGAACGCCCUGUUAUUGAUAACUACGAGAUGACAUUCAUCGAUCCUCCACAGAGUUUCUGGUCAGAGAUGCUUGGGCCAUUGAUGUUCUGGAAGAAAUCGAAGGGUAGUGACAAGCAGAUGGAUCUCGGCGCAUGA